Messenger RNA from Penicillium pulvis, 810 nucleotides. Its product is annotated as oxidase ustYa family protein. Bases 1 to 810 code for a protein of 269 amino acids. Lineage: Eukaryota; Fungi; Ascomycota; Eurotiomycetes; Eurotiales; Aspergillaceae. Gene Ontology annotation, biological process: mycotoxin biosynthetic process. The record is from RefSeq and is a predicted model, not a curated record. The transcript has a single exon.
AUGACCAAAGACGAGGAGAGGUACCAUCUCGCGCCUUCAAACGAUGAUGAAGAAUCAUUCCAAGACGAAGCAAUACCUCCCUUACGCUCGCGACAACAAAGAUGGCUGAGGCUCCAUUAUGCAUUCCUCACGUCCGCAUACAUACUCCUCGCCUUGCUUUAUGUCCUCCUCAUUGUGAAGCCUAACCACUUCCUUACAUCACAACAACCAGCAAAACUCACACACUGGUCUCUUGCAACCCCAUACCCAUCCCUCCACUCCGCCGGCGCUCUCGAAUACGAAUCUCGCACGCUACCGGUGAGCAUUCACAACAAUCCAUAUGCUGGCAAACCCCGCCCAGAACUCGAAGAAGCAUGGCACUACAUGUUUGAGCACACGAACAUCCGGGUCACGAAAGAGGAUCUUGACUACUAUAACGUGACAUCUUUACAGAUGACAGAUCUGAAUGGGAACGGUGGAUACUACGUCGGACAAAUGGGUCUUUUUCACGAGAUGCACUGCUUGAAACGUAUUCGACAUUACAUUUAUCGGAGGCAUUACCUGGCCAACUUCACGGAGGAGCGUUUGGUAGAAGAGGAGGCGCAUAUUGAUCAUUGUAUUGAGCUCAUGCGGGAGACGAUUUUGUGUCGUGGGGACCCAACGCUUAGUGGGUUUCGGUGGAUUGAUCCGAAUAAUCCUGAUGAGGCGCACCUGACGGUUGAUGCGCCCGGGUAUCAUACCUGUGUCAAUUGGGAGAAAUUACGGACAUGGAAUAACGAGCAGGCCGUUGACCCGUUUGAGCCUGGUGCUCUGGUUGGUCCAAAAGUGUGA